AUGAGCGACGUUGUGAGCCGAGAGUUGGUACUUGGGGCUGAUGUCUCCUCCGAUAAUUCAUCCGACCAAGACUGGGAAGAUAACUUUAGAAACAUGAUGCAAACAUUUACACUCGACCGAACGGACUGGAUAGAGCAAAGAGAAGGGAGGAAAAGAAAUUCAAUCGCAUCACUGUCAAACUCUGCAAAAGCUCCCAUACGCAGCCCAGAAUCUGGUAUCAAAGACGACGAAAAGAACGUUGAGUGUGUAGCGGGUUUCUUUGAGAACGAGGAGAGAGGUCCAAAAAGAGCAAGGAGGAUAUCUCUACUCCGUCUAAACAAAGAUACUGUACGCCUGAUACAGAAUAGCCCAAGUAUCGACAGCUCAACGCAUUCAAUUAAGAGCAACUAUUUCGACUGCGUAUCCUCAAACGGAGACAAGGGGAAAUCUUGUUUACAUAUCACCUCAAAUGAUAGAGAAGACUCUUGUACUCUGUUGCCACUGAGUCCGACAUCUCAAAACUAUCAUAGACGAACUGUUUCCGAGAAUAUGAUAGCCGACUCAACCAUCAACGCCCACAUGGCAACCAUGCAUGUACUCGAGCCACGAAAUCUCGAUCUCUCGCCAGUGGCUUCCCGUGGAUUCACAUACCUACAAUCAGCUACUACUUCCGAAUUUCCAAGGUCGUCGUCCUGCCCAAGUAGUUGUCGCACCACGUUGUUAUCUCUGCUGUCGACCAACGGCGAUCGCCUGGUUUAUGUACCAUCUCGUUUUUCUGAGACACAGCAUCCCUUCACGGCUAAGAAGAAGCAUAGAAAAUUCAAGCCGCAUACUCGACGGAGCUGUUCUUACCCUAGUGUCGACAAUCGGGGGGUAGAGGAAUACGCAAAGCUAAAUAAUAUUCAUCUUAACAGAGAGGCCCAUAAGACGUUUGGUGAUUGCAAAAGCAAAUGUAUCCUUGGCCUUGUUGCCAGCGAGGAGGAACUUUUGCAAAGAAGCGGGCUUGAAAGGAAUAUAAGAUCACAGGGGCUGACGGGGAGCAAUAUUGAGUUCGGGAGCGCUAGUGCUGAAAGUGUGAUCUGGUUAAGCUUGCGAAAGUACGGCCGGAUGAAGAACGAUGGUGAUGGAAGGAGGAGAAAAAUGGUUCGCUUCGUCGUGCCGAACGUGUCUUCACCACAUAACUCCAGCUACCCCGAGAAGCCACGAAUGCUGAUGGGGGAAGCAACAUCAUUCGACGACAAGCGUUUUGCAGAAGACCUCCAAGCUGGCCACCGUAAGCUAGCUGGAUCUUGGUUCCUCAAAAUAUUCCGCGCUCACAGGCUGUGUGCCGUACGCCUCAAUCAAACCAGUGUAUGGAGCGGUACUCAGACUCCGACGACUACAGAAGAGUUGCUAGCAGUAGGAGAUGGGAUCUGCACCUCUGAAGAAAUCAGACAUCCGCUGGCAGAAGAAGGCUUGAUGAAACUACUGAAAAAGCCACAGAUGGGGCAAGAAAGAUAUAUGUGGGUUCACUGGGUGAGGCGGGUCGCAGCAUCAAACUCCCGUGUGCAGACUGAUCCAUAUGUGAGGGAUUCAAGCCGACUUCCACCGCCGACGAUUACAAUACUCGAAUUCCUGCACACGCCAUGCAAAUUUCGAAUUCUGAUGGCACUCGCACUGUGUCUGCUUGGCUGUAUUACAGCAGCGUUAGUGUGGAUUUUUAUGAGUUUUAACAAGAUGGGGAUGAAGGGAGAUGCAGGGGAGCAGUCAAGUAAGCAUAUGGGGAAUGGGGUGGGCAUUGGUAUGCUGGUGCUACUGUUAGAAGGGGUGUGGUUUUGGACCUGGAUCGCAUUUAGUUAA
Bipolaris oryzae ATCC 44560 is the source of this 1818-nucleotide messenger RNA. RefSeq lists its product as uncharacterized. The transcript has a single exon. The record is from RefSeq and is a predicted model, not a curated record. Bases 1 to 1818 code for a protein of 605 amino acids. NCBI's taxonomy places the organism in Eukaryota, Fungi, Ascomycota, Dothideomycetes, Pleosporales, Pleosporaceae.